This is a messenger RNA of Phascolarctos cinereus (koala), 10823 nucleotides long. RefSeq names its product BRCA2 DNA repair associated (gene BRCA2). Gene Ontology annotation, biological process: double-strand break repair via homologous recombination; regulation of DNA-templated transcription. The record is from RefSeq and is a predicted model, not a curated record. Gene Ontology annotation, cellular component: nucleus. NCBI's taxonomy places the organism in Eukaryota, Metazoa, Chordata, Mammalia, Diprotodontia, Phascolarctidae.
GUCCGUCCGGCGCCGGGAGGUCUCGUCUUAUCUCCCUGCAGGGCAGCAACCCCAAGGCCAGUUAGUACCGACCUGGGGGCGGGGGUAAGUGUUGACCAAGGUCUUGGCCCGCCCAGCUUCUGUCCCUCUCCGGGUCUUCCUCUGCACCGCUGACCUAAGGAUUGGAAUUCGAAAGAAACAGUAUUCGUAGUGAACCCUCCCGGACCUCAGUUUACUUCUCCGUGAAAUGGGAGGGUUAACCCACGACACAGCUGCAGCUCUCCGGUGCUGACGUUCACUGAUGACCUCCCGUUUGUUUCUUCUGUCAUUGUUCCCCCCACCACCACCACUUUGUAGACUUUAACAGACCAGUAAUACUGGGGGCAAGAAAAUGCCAGCUGGAUACCAGGGAGAAACAACUUUUUUUGAAGUUUUUAAGACACGGUGCAGUGAAUCAGAUUUAGGGCCAAUAAGCCUUAACUGGUUUGAAGAACUUACUUCAGAAGCUCCACCUUACAAUUUUGAAACUUCAGAGGAUCAUGGAAAUAAAACUGAAAUUAUUGAGUUGACUUCUUUUAAAACACCUCAGCGGAAACCUUUCACUUAUAAUCAGCUGGCUUCAACACCAUUAAUCUUCAAAGAACGGAAUGUAAAUUUUUCAUUGUAUUCCCCUCCUUUAAGAGGACCAGAUCAUUGCAAAUCAGACAUAGGUAAGGAUAAUGCAGUUGAUAAAGAACUUAGGAAAAGUCAUUGCAUAAUGAAGACCAAAUUAGGUCAAGCAAAUGAUGUUACCAGCCCACCUCUCAGUGCUUGUCUCAGUGAAAGUCCAAUGGUUUUACGAGGCCCAUACAGAACUCCACAGAGGGAAAAGCCUGUGGCAUAUGGAAACUUGUUUUAUACCCCUAAACUAAUGAAGGUUAAUACACCAAAACACAUUUCUGAAAGUCUAGGAGCAGAGGUGGAUCCAGACAUGUCUUGGUCAAGCUCUUUGGCCACUCCCCCCACCCUCAGUUCAACUGUGCUAAUAGUCAGAGAUGGUCAGACUUCUGGAACUAGGAUUCCUAAUGAUACUACAAUUAUGUUGCAAAAGUCUUUAUCUCAGCAAGGUGAAAGUCCUCAGAGACUUGAUAGGACCACCUCUUCUGUACCAAACGUUGAAAAUACACAUGCAACAGAUGACAUCACGAGCCAGGAACUGGAAAAAAUGAUAGAUGAUUCAUUUGGUGAUGGAAAUAACUUUGAAGACCGUAGUGGAAAGAUGAUGAGAAAUGUGCCGAAUGUUAUGGAAGAUGAAGUGUGUGAUCCAGUCAUUGAUACACCUCUAGAAGAUGGUACUUCAUUCAGUUUCCCUGGUUAUAAAAUAGGAAGUCUACGAAAAGUAAAACUUGAUAAGACUAAGAAAAAAUAUUUUAAAAUAAAAACUAAUGAAUGUGAAGAGACUGAAAAAUUAAAUAAGAACGAUAAGUAUUCAAGUACAUCUGAAGCUGAACUAGAAUACUGUUGUCCAUGCAUUUCAAAAGAAAUUCAGAAGACCAUUGAGAAUGUUAAUGAAGAAUUGUUGAAGGAUGCAACUCAGUGGUCUCAACUAAACCUUUCUGGUCUGGAUGUAACACAGCUAGAGAGAACACCACUGCCACAUAUUUCUUUUUUUGAUCAAAAUUCAGGAGAAAGAUCAGCAAAUUCAGACAAUGAAUGUUCCAGCUUAACUACUUUUAAAAAUGUAGAAAUGUCAGUGUAUAAAGAGGAUGAAGAGAAAAUUAGCACACCUCUGAAAGAAACCGUUCUGUUAUUAAAACAGACAUCCCCUGAAAGUUCUUCACUAAAUUCUUUAUGUCAAGAUAGAAAAAGUUCCAUGUUCAAAAUGGGACAAAUAUCUGAAGAAACCAUCAGCAUGGAUGGUUUUUCCUUUUGCACAAUCAACACAAGCAUUACAACAGAAUCUAAAGUUCUUGGAAAUAAACUGGAAAAUCCCAAGUCUUCUGUAAAUGAUAUUGUUUGUCCUGGAGAUUAUGGUUCCUUCUCUCCAAAUACAGAUGGUAAAGAAAACUGUCCAACAAUUACCAAAUGUAACUCAUCACCUUUGAACAGUGCAGGUAUAAUUUCUCAUUUAAAAAAGAAGACAAAAAAGUUUAUUUAUGUUGUGAAUGAUGAUUCAUCUUGUGAAGGAGAAAAAAUACAAAAAGCUCAAGAAAUAGGAUCAAAGAACUAUUCUGCAUCAUCAUAUUUAGAAUCGAAUUCUUCUGAAGUUCAUCCUGAAUUCACAGAUGCUCUUUCAGAUGUUUUGGAUUCCUCUGUCAAAAGAAAAUGUUUACAAUUUAAUCCUGAAAAACAGACUGUCUCCCUAACUGGUCCUGACAAAACAACACUGGAAGAAUGUUAUAAUGAAAGCAGUUUUCCUCAGAAUGAAGUAACAUCUCAGGAUGUAAAUUUUAAAGAAGUAAAAAUAAAUAGAGGGGAUCUAGAGUCAACUAUAACAGAAGCUGGUAAUCAGUCACAGUCUCAAAAAAGAGGCUACAACAAUGCUUCAAAAAGUCCAGGAGUUUCAAAUAUAAAAGAACAAGUCUUGGCUGCAGCAUGCCUCCUUCCAAGAAAACAUACAGAAAUAGAAUUGGGGAAUAUUGGAGAAAAUAUUCACUUUCCAACAAAAGAUAGAACUCUAAAUGACACAAUUAAUUCUGUUAUUACUUUAUCUCAACUUCCUCAGGAUCCACCAGAGUUUUCUGUUGUGAUUUAUGCAGAAAAGGAACCUUUAUGCAAAAUGAAACAAAAACUAAAAUUUAGAAGAAACUCUGAUUCAACUUUUGUCACAAGUAAAGUUAGUUCUGAACUAACAGAGAGCAUUACUAAUAGCCACUUUAAGAAGACUCAAGAAACUGAAGUAUCAGAUGAAAUUUCAGGAGAAGUUCAACAAAUGUCAUCUGAAAAAUGCAAAGAAAUAUCGUCAGUUUCUUUGGGAGCACAGCUCAGCAAAAAUGCUGACCUCUUUGUAAGCCUAAGAAACCAGGAAAAAACUAUUUCCAUUACAGAAAAAACAGUUCUUGAACCAUAUGCUGAGGAACAUUUGCCUUUGAAUAAAGAUAACUUCCUUUUUCAAACAAUAGAUAAAAAGAAUGUACAGAUUAUGGACAGUUCUGAGGAACUCCUUGAGACUAAUUUCUCUUAUUUAGGAGUGUCUAUUCCUGAGAACUCUAUAGAAAUAGAUUGCAAACAGACAGUUCAAGAGGUGUGCACAGAUUAUUUUUCAUCAGAAGUGGUUCCUGAAUUUAUAGAGGACAGCCAGAAUAAAAGCCAGACUCCAAAAUUGGAAAGUACUAUUGAUACUAAUGUGAAAUCAAAGAAAAAUGAAGAUAAUUUUUUGGAAAAGUGGGCAGGAAAUUUCAAUCCUGACUCAAAUAAGAAUUUUGGUAGUGGAUUCAAAACAGCUUCCAAUAAGGAGAUAAUACUCUCUGAACACAACAUUAAGAAAGGGAAACUUUUCUUCAGAGAUAUUGAACAGCACUAUGACAGUUGCUCUUCUGUAGAAAUUGUGAACACUUCAACUUUAGUAGCAGCAGAAAAUAUCAAGACUGAUUUAGAUACUGAAAACCAAAUCAAGAAUUCUUUCCCCGUUUGGAAUUCAGAAGCAAGCCAUACUAUGUCUAAGGAUGUCCAGAGUAACAUAUUUGUUAUUAACAAGAAAGAUACUGAUGUAACUCUGGAAGACUUACCAUUAGAAAAAGAUCUUGAUCUUACCUAUAGUUUAACAGCCAGCCAAAAAGCAGAAAUUACAGAGCUUUCGACAAUUUUGGAAGAAACAGGAAGCCAGUUUGAAUUUACACAGUUCAGAAAACAAAGUCCUUCAGUACAAAAGCUUGAAAUAUCCACCAACAAAGCAGCAGAUGAGUUAGGCAACUUAAAUACUUAUGAGGUCCAGAACACUGUUGAACUUGAUGGUUAUUUUGGAGCUAAAAAUGAGAUAGAUAAUAACAGAGCUCCUAAACAAGUAGAUUUAAUUGUGAACUCUGAAGUGGUAAUUAAUGUAAAGCAAGAAUUUGUUGGUUUGCCAAAAAGUAACUCUGGACAAUUCACCUCUACUGAUAUUUUUACUAAAAAUGAAGUAGAGUUUGAAGGCUUUUGUUCUGCUCUUGGAAGAAAGAUGAAUAUUUCUAAUGAAGCUUUACAAAAAGCUAUGAAAUUGUUCAGUGAUAUUGAGGAGAUUGGUGAGGAAACACCUCUGCAGAAUUUUAGGAAUGGUUCUUUAGGUAGAAGUCAUAAGUCUAAUAUUAUUCCUACAUUCAAAAUUGCAAAUUAUAAUACCAAUGAAGAUUUUCAAGGGAAAGAUGGUAAAUGUGUACACAAACAACAAAACAGCGUUGAGAAUAAUACUGGCAUUUUUGUUGAAGAAAACAUAUUAAAUUGCAGCAGAGACCCAGAAAAUAAAAAGAGUAGUUGUCCAUUAUCUAUUAGUUCACAUAAAGAUAACAGUAAAUUAAAAGGAUCUGUUGUACAUAAUUCAAGUAAUAACAGUCAAAGAGAAAUAAAUGGCUUGUCAUCAAUUGGUCAGCAAAAUAUACAUCUGAGAAUGUCUAAACUUAUAAAACAAGAAAAUUAUCAAAUUAAAGAAGAAUUGUUAGAUUUAACUUGCUUGGAAGAAGCUGUUAAAGAUGAAGAAAUGUUUACCUUGAACAUAAGCCAAGUGGAAGAGUUGAUUUCUAAUCAAAAGGAGCAAAAAAUUAGAGAAAAUGAAAAUUCCUGUGACCUACAGCAUUUUCAGACUGCGAGUGGUAGAAAUAUUAGGGUCUCAAAGGAAUCUUUCAAUAAAGUUGCACAUCUGUUUGCUGAAGAAUGCUCAGUAAAAGAAUUAAAUAAUUUUUCAUUUCCUUUGAUUUUGGAGAUGCCAAAUGUUGCUUGUAAUAAACCAAUGGAACUUUCAGGGAAAGAGGAAGAAAACUUAGUUGAAAGUGAAACAGAAGAAAUGGCUCUUGGUGCUACUAAAAAUCAGUUGAUAUCUAUCCAACAGGGACCAAAAAUUGAAAACAAAAAAUGGAAAGAACAUAGUAUGGUGAGUUUUCAUACUGCUAGUGGAAAAAAAGUUGUAAUUUCAAAUAAAUCUUUGGCUAAAGUGAAGCACUUUUUCGUUGAGGAAAAUUUAGAAAAUGAUGCUACUUACAUUGAGAAUCUUGAGACAGAACUUUUUAAGCAAAGAGAAAAAGCUAAUGAAAAGCAUAGACAAGCUUAUGAGAUGGUUGAGUUAAAUAAUGCCCAAAUGAGGGAAGAAAUGCAAAAUUAUCAGGGUGAUGAUGAAAAAAUCCUUGUUUCUAUUAGAACUGCAGGUCCACCUAAAAUAACUGAUAGUGCUCCUUCUAAUGAACCUUCAAAUAGUAUUUUAUUUGAAGAAAAACUGUCUGAAAAUAAAGAAAGUAAAGAAAAUUGUAUGUUGUCUGAUACAAAACAGUCUACUGAUUUGCCUGUUGGAAUUUCAGGUUUGGGAUUUUACACAGGACAUGGUAAAAGCAUUUCUGUAAGUGAAACUUCAUUACUGGCAGCAAGAAAAUGGAUUAGAGAGAGAGACUUAGAAGAUUUAGGAGGAAACAUCUCUUAUGUUGAUGGGAUCAUAUGUUUAAAAGCAGACUCUGAUGUCCAUGGGGAGAAGCUUGUGCCUUUAAAUACUUCAAAUAAUACAUCAUCAGUUGAAGACAAAAACUGUAUCUCUGAUAAGCAAGAUUCAGCUAAUUUAAGUAAUAAUAUGUCAAAGAUUAAACAUAAUUUAAAACAUGAUACAAAAAGGUCUGAUUUUUGUCAUUCAGAUAAUGCAGAUUUCUUCCCAGAGCAUACAUCUAAUAAAGUAAUGUCAUGUCUUAAGACAAGACCACCUGCAUUCACUACAGCAAGUGGCAAGACAGUUCGAGUUUCACAUGAAGCAGUACAAAAAGCAAGAGAGAUGUUUAUAAAUGAUUGUGAUAAGUUCCUUAAACCAAACAUUGAGACCAAAUCAGAAAAUAAUGAAAUGGAAAUUGCAAAAGAUUUUUCUAAGACAUUGGAAAACAAAGAGGAUGUUUCUCUUAAAUCUUUUGGUGGCAAGAAGAAGAAUAUGUCCACAGCUGAUAUUUUUGUUUCAAAUAAAAAAUGCAGUAAACUAGCACAACUUGAAAAUAUAUCAACAAAUACUGGAUUAGAGAUGGACUCUGAACUGUCACAUUAUCAAAUAAAUUCUAAAACUUCUGAUUUGUAUAAAUCUACUAUGGGAAGAGUGACUAACUGUAGCUCUUCUGUUGGGAUUUUUUGUACAGCCAAUGGCAAACCUGUACAAGUAUCAGAUAAUUCAUUGCAGAAAGCCAGACAAGUAUUUUCUGAAAUAGAAAGUAAUUCUGAGAAAUUACUUCCCAUGACAUCCUUUAAAGAUAUUGAAAGCCAUCCAGAAACAUUAUUAGGAGAAGAAAAUGCCGUGUUAUAUGCAAAAACUAACUUACUAUCAGAAAAGAAAGACUAUUUAAGUAAUAUGCCAAAUUUACAUAACAACUCUGGAUUUAGUACCGCAAGUGGAAAACAGGUUUCAAUCUCUGAAAAUGCAUUGAAGAAAGUUAAAGCUAUGUUAGUAGAAUUUGAUUUAAUGAAAAGUGAGUGUUGUGUUGAGCAUUUACCUGAAUCUACACAAAAUGAUACACCAAAAGUUCUGUCUUCUAUUCCUUGUAUUGAUGGUGGUAAAAACCCAAAACAUACUGCAAAUUCCAAAAAUGAAGAAACUUGUAAUAAAGAGCUCAACUUCUCAAAUAAUUGUAAUGUUGAAAUAAAUUCCUCAGAAAAUAGUAGCGUACUAAAGUCUUGUAAUCAAUUUAAACAAGAUGAGAUGCAAUCACCUUUAGAAACUAAGCUGACUCCUGCUAAAGAUAUUUCAUUUUUGAAAAAAGAACUAGUUGGCCAUAAGAAUGUGAACGUGGAAGGUGAUGAAAUUUUAGCUGAUCUUCCUGUGAAAGGAAGCCUGCGAGUUUCUUCUGACUCCAAAGCCCCAGAAAAUUCUCUUGAUAGAGAAGCAAUGGAAAUUGCCAAAGCUUUUAUGCAAGAUGAUGAACUCACAGAUUCUGAAUUGCCUCUUAAUGCCAAACAGUCAUUUUUUACUUUUAAAAACAAAGAGCGCAUGCAACUAAAUUCAAGAUUUGGGAAAAGAAGAAUGGAAAAACAUGCUUCACAUGGAGAACCCCCAAUUAAAAGAAAAUUGUUACAUGAAUUUGACAGAGUGGUGGAAAAUCAAGAAAAAUCUUUAAAACCUUCAAAAAGCAGUCCAGAUGGCACAAUGAAAGAUAGGCGAAUGUUUAUGCACCAUAUUCCCUUAAAGCCAGUUACUUGUGAUCCCUUUAGCACAACUAAGGAACGGCAAGAAAUGCGGCAUCCCAAUUUUACUGCACCUGAUCAAGGAUUUCCGUCAAAAUCUCCCUUUUUAAAACACCAGACUUUGGAAAAUUCAAGCUAUAAGUUACUUUUGGGAAGUCCAUCAUAUAUAGUUUCCUCUACAGAUAAUGGAAAGAUGAAAUCCAAGACUGUUGUAGGCAAGCUUGCCAAAGUCUUUGUUCCACCAUUCAAAACUAAGUCAGACUCUUCAACAGAUGAGCAGUAUGUCAGUAAGAGACUUAAGCUGAAGGUAAAGGAGAACACACAAGAAAAUGAGAAGCAAAAAUGCAUAGAUGGACGUAAUACUGAAGUUAGUGAAAAUAACGAAAGUUAUUUCACUGGCAAAGAUAAUGCGGAUCAAGCAACAUCUGGUGUUUUUGAAGAAUGUGGAGACUCAAACCUAGAGAUGAUUGAAAAUCUUCAGAAUGCCAGAGAGAUGCAAGAUAUGAGAAUUAAAAAGAAACAGACUCAACAGAUUCAUCCACAGGCAGGCAGUCUGUAUCUUACAAAAACAUCUUCUAUUCCUAGGAUAUCUCUCAAAAUAGCAGUGGAAGGCAGAGUUCCCUCUACUUAUUCCAGUAAACAGUUGUAUAUGUAUGGGGUUUCUAAACAGUGCCUGAGGAUUAACAGCAGAAAUGCAGAGUCUUUCAAAUUUCACAGUCAAGAUUACUUUAGUAAGGAGUAUUUGUUGGAUGGAAAUGGAAUACAACUGGCUGAUGGUGGAUGGCUCAUACCUACUGAUGAAGGAAAGCUUGGAAAAGAAGAAUUUUACAGGGCUCUGUGUGAUACUCCUGGUGUUGAUCCAAAACUUAUUACUAAAACCUGGGUAUAUAACCACUAUAGAUGGAUUAUAUGGAAACUGGCAGCUAUGGAAUUUACCUUUCCUAAGGAAUUUGCUAGUAGGUGCCUAACUCCAGAACGGGUACUUCUGCAACUGAAAUAUAGAUAUGACAUAGAAAUUGAUAAGAGCAGAAGAUCAGCUCUUAAAAAGAUAAUGGAAAGAGAUGAAACAGCUGCAAAAACACUGGUGCUUUGUGUUUCUGAAAUAAUUUCAUCAGGCACAAAUACAUCUAUAACUGCCAACAGUAAAAACAAUAAUGUGGACACCAAAAAAAGAUCAGCAGUUAUAGAAGUUACAGAUGGAUGGUAUGCAAUCAAGGCACUGUUAGACACUCCCCUCUUAGCUCUGUUACACAGGGGUAAAUUGACUGUCGGUCAGAAGAUUAUAACCCAUGGAGCAGAACUGAUAGGCUCUCAGGAGGCUUGCACACCUCUUGAAGCUCCAGCAUCUCUUAUGUUAAAGCUUUCAGCUAACAGCACUCGACCUGCUUGUUGGUAUGCCAAACUGGGCUUCUUUUCAGAUCCCAGACCUUUUCCACUGCCCUUAUCAUCACUCUUCGGCGAAGGCGGAAAUGUUGGCUGUGUUGAUAUAGUUAUUCAAAGAGCUUAUCCUACCCAGUGGAUGGAGAAGACGGUAUCUGGAUUAUAUAUAUUCCGUAAUGAACGAGCAGAAGAAAAGGAAGCUUUAAAACAUGCGGAAUGUCAACAAAAAAAACUGGAAGCCUUACUUACAAAAAUACAAGCAGAAUUUGAAAAACAUGAAGAAAAUAGUGCAACACACCCUGGGCUAUCACGUAUUUUAACAAGACAGCAGGUUCGUGCUCUACAAGAUGGUGCAGACCUUUAUGAAGCAGUUAAGAAUGCCCCAGAUCCAGCUUACAUUGAGGGCUGUUUCAGUAAAGAGCAGUUAAGAGCUUUGAAUAAUCACAGGCAGAUGUUGAAUGAUAAAAAGCAAGCACAGCUCCAGUCAGAAUUCAGAAAGGCUGUAGCAGCUGCUGAACUGGAGGAACAAGGAUUGUCCAAAAGAGAUGUAACUAUGGUUUGGAAAUUACGAGUCGUCAACUAUGAGAAACAAGAAAAAGAUUCAGUUAUAUUGAGCAUCUGGCGUCCAUUAUCAGAUAUAUAUUCCCUACUAAAGGAGGGAAAUCGAUACAGAAUCUACCACCUGGCAACAUCACCAUCUAAAAGCAAAUCUGACAGAGCUCGUAUCCGAUUAACCUCAACAAAGAAAACUCAAUAUCAGCAGCUGCCGGUCUGUCAUGAAAUUCUAUUCCAAGUUUAUCAACCAAGGGAAGCACUGCCAUUGAGCAAGUUAGCAGAUCCAUCCUUUCAGCCCCCUUGUGCCGAAGUAGACAUAGUAGGGUUUGUGGUUUUUAUCACCAAAAAACCAGGUGUUGCACCUUUGGUGUACUUGUCAGAUGAAUACUGUAACUUAUUAGCAGUAAAGUUGUGGAUAGACCUUAAUGAAGAUGUUAUUAAAGUGCAUACAUUGAUAGCUGCAAGCAACCUUCAGUGGAGAGCAGAGUCCAGAUCAGGAAUUCCCACCUUAUUUGCUGGAGAAUUUUCUUCAUUUUCUGCCAGUCCAAAGGAAAGUCAUUUUCAAGAGAUAUUCAACAAGUUGAAAAGUUCUGUUGAGAAUAUUGACCUGUUCUGCAGUGAUGCAGAAAGUAAACUUACUCAUCUGCUCAACACACAUAAUUCCAAACAACCUAAUGCAGUCAAAGAGUAUAAUUUAGACUCACCUUAUCCUCAAGCAAGACUUGGCCUGGGGCAUGUGAUAUCCACUUCUCAUAGCGAACCAAGUCAUCACUGUCCUGAAGGGAAUUCUGGUCUUACCACCAGCUCAGUCAAAAUAACCCCAACAGCAGACUGUAAAGGAGACAGAAAAAUGGAUGACCCCAGAAUCUGCAAGAAGAGGAGAUCAUUGGAUUUCUUCAGUAGACUGCCUUUACCUCCACCAAUUAGCCCAAUCUGCACAUUUGUUUCUCCAGCUGCACAGAAAGCAUUUCAGCCACCACGGAGCUGUGGCAAGAACCAAAGCAAACCUAUAAAGGAAAAUACACUGAACUCUCCUCAAAUGACAGCAUCAAAAACAUUAAGUGGAAUGAGUAUGGUGGAAAAUGAUUUGAUUGCAGAUGAAGAAUUGGCAUUGAUAAAUACACAAGCCCUUUUGUCUAAUUCACCUGAAUAAAAUUGAGUAAAUAACUUGAUUAAUAAAAAUAUUAUUGAUGGAUCCACCAAGAGAGAACGCAGUGGUUCAGGGGAGCACUGUGUACUGAAAAAAGACUGUCCUAAAACUGUGAUAGAAGUGGGAACUAUUUCUCAAACCAGUAUUGAAGAGACUAAGAUUACUAGGUAAGACAAAAAUGAAAUCACAGUUUUAUCAGAAAAGCUCAAAGUGACAAAAACAAAAAUGACAGGAAGCAGUGCAGAAUCCUUCAUUUUCAAUUCUAUUUUGUAAAGACUUGUAUAGUUUGUACUUGUAUAUAGGUAUUCUUUUUCCAUUUUAAAUACAAUAACGUGUAGAAUGGGAGAAAAAUUUGUCUUAUUUUCAAGAUCCUGUAAAUAUUCAUAAUGAUGUGUAUAUUUACUCAAUGGGGAAACAUGCUUUAUAUUAAAAUGGUUGUAAUUUUUCACUA